AUGUGGUCAACGAAGCAGCGAGUCUCUGGAAUAUCUGCGUAUACACCGACGUUGAGAAUGCAGGAUCAUACAAAACAGCUUGUUCGAGCCCGACGGAAGUCAAUUAUGACAACCAAGAAGUCAGUCAACGCCCGGCGCGUCAAUGAAAUGGGUGGCAAAUGCGAAUUUUCAAAAUUUACCACCUGCUUCAUUGAGGUGUUCUUCCCGCGAUAA
Protopolystoma xenopodis is the source of this 213-nucleotide messenger RNA. The record is from the annotation of a GenBank genome assembly. NCBI's taxonomy places the organism in Eukaryota, Metazoa, Platyhelminthes, Monogenea, Polystomatidea, Polystomatidae.